AUGUUUUCCAUUCGAUUUUCGUCAUUUUUGGCAGUUUCCCUUCUUCAAAUUGUCACCUCAGAUUCGAUUGAACAAGACCAUCAAAGGAUACGCAAAAGUCCUUUGGCUGACUACUCGGAUGCCAUUCAGCCGUUCAUCCGUUUCCGACGAGCCGGCGAUGAACUUGAUGAGGGAAAUCUACAGCAUUUCUUGCGAUUUAGAAAAUCGGCUUCAUCACCCGAUUUCAUCGACCAUUUCAUUCGUUUCCGAAGGAGCGGAGGUGACGAGAAUCUUCAGCCAUUCCUUCGUUUCAGACGUCAAUUCGACGAUUUGCACCCGUUUUUGCGCUUUCGGCGAUCCGUUGAUGUCGAUCAACAAAAAGGCGUUCAACAACAAGAAAUGAACCAACAAAAGCUUCGACCCGAGCGUUCGUGG
Molecule: messenger RNA, 414 nt
Organism: Mesorhabditis belari
Lineage: Eukaryota; Metazoa; Nematoda; Chromadorea; Rhabditida; Rhabditidae
Source: the annotation of a GenBank genome assembly